This is a messenger RNA of Elaeis guineensis (African oil palm), 2226 nucleotides long. Its product is annotated as protein MALE DISCOVERER 2. Lineage: Eukaryota; Viridiplantae; Streptophyta; Magnoliopsida; Arecales; Arecaceae. The record is from RefSeq and is a predicted model, not a curated record. Gene Ontology annotation, biological process: protein phosphorylation. Gene Ontology annotation, molecular function: protein kinase activity; ATP binding.
UCACGCAUCACCUCCAAAGCCCAAUUCCGCGUGCCAGCACAAUGGCAACUUCAUAAUCACCUCCAGAGUCUCCCCUUUUGCCUAUUUUUUCUUCCAUUCCUCAGUUUUUAUUUUUUUAUUUUUUUGUGGUUCUCUGAACCUUGAGAAGAGUCGGGGUUCUUCGAGAGGAGAGUUCAGAGAGGAAGGAAAAAAACAGUUCUUGGAACCGAAAAAUGGAGAGCUGGAGGCUUCGACUGGGAUCCUUCUUGCUGUGGGUCUCUCUGUUGUAUCAAAGAUUGGAGCUUUGCGUUUCUAUAAAUGCUGAAGGAAGGGCUCUUUUGAGAUUUAAAAAGAGGGUGGAGGUCGAUCCUUGCAGCGCUCUUUCGAAUUGGAACGAAGGCGAUGCUGAUCCAUGCUCUUGGUUCGGGGUCGUCUGCUCUGAUGAUGGAAGAGUCGUGGCUCUGAACCUGAAAGAUCUUUGUCUUAAGGGGAAACUUGCACCUGAGCUUGGGAAGCUGAUCCACAUGAAGUCUCUCAAUUUAUACAAUAAUUCCUUUUAUGGAGUCAUCCCUAGCGAGAUUGGAGAAUUACAGAAGCUGGAGGUAUUGGACUUGGGGCACAAUUAUAUUGAUGAACCACUUCCACCUGAGCUUGGAACCAUAUCAUCGUUAGAGAUCCUUGUACUCAGAAACGACAAAUUUGUUGGUGACACAUCACCUGAAAUACAUGAGCUGAACGUUAUCUCUGAGAUUCAGGUUGAUGAACAACAGUUAUCAUCAAGCCGGAAACAAGUUACAAGGAAUGUUGAAAAUGCAACUAUGCGGAGGCUUCUGCGAGCACAUGAGCAACCACCAAAUAAAUCUCCUUCCCAUGCUCCAGAGUCCUCUCCUACCCAGCCUUUGGCCUUGAAAUUAGCAAUUGGGGGAGCAUCUCUUCUGCUGGUUUUAUCUGCCGUAUACUUGCUUUGUUACCGAGCCAACAAGGUUGUCACUGUCAUGCCUUGGAGAACAGGUUUAAGUGGGCAGUUGCAGAAAGCAUUUGUGACAGGUGUACCUUCGCUCAGACGCCCGGAACUUGAAAUAGCUUGUGAAGGUUUCAGCAAUAUCGUUGGUUCUUUGUCAGAUUUCACAUUGUACAAGGGAACACUGUCCAGUGGGAUUGAAAUAGCUGUGACAUCUACAAUGGUUACAUUGGCCAAGGAUUGGUUAGAACAAUAUGAAGCUCACUUCAGAAAGAAGAUAUCAUUGCUAUCCAAAAUAAACCAUAAGAAUUUCAUGAACCUUCUUGGCUAUUGUGAGGAAGAAGAGCCUUUCACCAGGAUGUUGGUGUUUGAAUAUGCACCAAAUGGAACGCUUUUUGAGCAUUUGCACAUUAAAGAAGCCGAGCAACUGGAUUGGGCUGCACGUCUGAGGGUAGCCAUGGGAAUAGUGUACUGUUUAGAGCACAUGCACCAGCUUAACCCUCCUGUAGUUCUUAGAAAUUUGAACUCAUCAUCUAUAUAUCUUACUGAAGAUUAUGCGGCCAAGAUUUCGGAUCUUGGGUUUUCUGAUCUGGAAAAAGAACAUGAGUCGGCUUCUGAUGGCUCAGAUCAAGAGAGCAUUGUAUAUAAGUUUGGGAUAAUACUGCUGGAAAUAAUUUCUGGGAGGCUUCAAUUCUCCCAGGAUGAUGGCUUGCUUGUGCUCUGGGCUUCAGGUUAUCUUACUGGGAAAAGACCCCUCAAGGACAUGGUUGAUCCAACCCUUGGAUCAGUCCGAGAGGAAGAUCUCAGUGCACUGUGUGAGGUGAUACGGUCCUGCAUAAAUCCAGAGCCAAAGGAGAGACCAACAAUGGCAGAGGUUGCCAGCCAAAUGAGACUAAUUACAGCAAUGCCGCCAGUUGAAGCAACUCCAAAAUUGUCCCCAUUGUGGUGGGCUGAGCUUGAGAUUUUACAUUCAUAGGCUAGCUUGAGAAGAAGUAGAUAAUAGUUAAUGAGAAUUUCCUUUUUAUUUUUCUUAUUAUAUCAUCUUAAAUUUUUAAACCUCGGUAUCAGCUGUUUGUAUAUAAUCCUUAGAUUCAAGGUUUGCCGUCUUGAUAUCGGAUUCUGUAUCGAUACAAUUCCAUUACAGAGUCGAUAUGCGGUAUCAUACAAGAUGGUGCUGCAUUCUGAAUGUUGGAAUGAUACGAAAACUACAUAUCUGUUCGGUAUCAAUAUGGUAUAUCCGGUAUAAUAUGCUUUAAAUUGAAACCUUGUUUGGAUUUGGUUAAAAA